ACUGUAAAACCAGCUUUGAGUUUUAACCUGAAGUCAUUCACUGCUGCCACUAUGAGCUGCGGCUCCAAGCAGACCUCCAAAAGCUGCCUGCGAGGGAGCGGUGGUGGCAGUGCUAGCAGCUGCGGUGGUGGAGGGGGCAGUAAGUACUCCUCUGUCUCCUCGAGAAGAUACACCUCUUCCAGAAGCAGCGGUGGUGGCAGGACUUCGGGUAGCAGUUGUGGCGGAGGAAGUUCCAGGAGCAGCUGUGGAGGGGGAGUGAGCGGUGGUAGUUGUGGCAGGAUCACGCGCAGUAGCUAUGGAAGGGGAAUGAGCAGUGGUAGUUAUGGAGGGGGACUGAGCUGUGGUGGUUAUGGAAGGAGAAUAAGCGGUGGCUGUUAUGGAAGGGGAACGAGCGGUGGCUUUUAUGGAGGGGGAAUGAGCAGUGGUGGUUAUGGAGGCUGUGGCAGUAUGGGAGGAGGCUUUGGAUCAGGUGGAAGCGGGUUUGGUGGUGGUUACGGAGGCAGCUUUGGCGGAGGUGGUGGUGGUUUCAGUGGCGGUAGCUUUGGCAGUGGUGGCUUUGGUGGAGGUGGUGGUGGUUUCAGUGGCGGUAGCUUUGGCAGUGGUGGCUUUGGUGGAGGAAAUACAGGACUUCUCUCCAGUGAUGAAAAGCUGACCAUGCAGAACCUUAAUGACCGCCUGGCUUCUUACCUGGAUACGGUCAGAAAUUUAGAAAAGGAAAAUAUUCAGCUUGAACAAUUAAUCAGAGAAUGGUAUCAGCAGCAAGGUCCUACUGGUACAAAGGACUACAGCCACUACUACAGAACGAUUGAAGACCUUCAAAAUCAGCUUGUGACUGCAACCGUGGAAACUAACAGGAUACUGUUGGACCUGGAUAACACAAAGAUGACUGCAGAAGACUUCAGGAUAAAGUAUGAGACCGAGUACGGUCUCCGGCAGAGUGUGGAGGCUGACAUUAAUGAGCUGCGACCCUUGCUGGAUGAUCUGACCCUGAGCAGGUCUGACCUGGAAAUGCAGUUUGAGUCCCUAAGGGAGGAGCUGAUCGGCCUCAAGAAGGACCAUGAGGAGGAAAUGAAAUCGCUGCAAACACAGUCGAGUGGUGACGUGAAUGUGGAAGUCAACGCCGCGCCGGGAGAGGAUCUGCUGACAAAACUGAAUGACAUGAGACAAGAAUAUGAAAGUAUUAUCCAGAAAAACCGUGAAGAGGUUGAAAGGUGGUAUGAAAGCAAGAUGGAGGAGGUGAGUCAACAAGUCCACUCAAGUGGCCAGGAAUUAGAAUCAAGUAACCAACAGAUCUCUGCACUGAGACGUGAAUAUCAGAGCCUGGAAAUCGAGCUGCAGUCUGAGCUCAGCAUGGUACAGUCUUUGCAGACCAACUUGGAAGACACGGAGCGCCGCUACAACGUGCAGCUGCAGCAGAUCCAGGGUAUGAUCGGCCCCUUGGAGGAGGAGCUGGCCAGCAUCCGGUGCGAGAUAGAGAGCCAGAACGAAGAGUACAAGAUGCUCCUGGGCAUCAAGACCCGCCUGGAACAGGAGAUCGCUCAGUACCGGGCACUGCUUGAGGAGGGGCAGCACAAUAUUACCACCUCCCAGGGAGGAGCUGCUGGUGGUUCUGCCGGCGGAGGAAGACACGGAGGAGUUAUCGGCUCUUCUGGAAGAGGAAGUCCUGGAGGAGGAAGUUGUUGGUCCUCAGGUGGAGGAAGUAGUGGAGGAAGAUCUGUGGAAGAAACCUACGGAAGAACUUCUGGAGGUGGAGGAGAGAGUGGAGGAAUAAGAGGUGGAGCCUGUGGCAGAACUUCAGGUAGAGGAGGUGGCAGUGGUGGAGGAGAAGGGGGAAAAUCAUGCAUCUCCCACUGUUCAUCUUCCCAAUCCCAGUCUGGCAACUCUUGUGAAAGCCAAGGAGGCCCCUUGAAGCUCUGUCUGGAAGGGAAUAAAACACUGGAGAGAGGAGCAACAAUGGAAGAAGUGUCCGAAGCCAUAAAAACCAUGAAGCUGGGGAGUUUCAGAAAGUCUGAGAACUGAUCGGCAGAACCAGCACCUUCCACUGCAGAACCGACCCGGGGGCCUUGGACCAAGCAAGAACGUACCCAGCAUGUCUGAUCAGGCCUCUGCAAAUACCUGUUCGAGUUACUCAACACUGUUCAUUCCAGGUGGCUCAUCCAAACUCUCUGGAUGACCUAACUGCUCCUUCUAUCUGUAUUUCUGUGCCUAAUCACUGUUUCCUGAGCUAACUUCUACCGCGAUUGGUAUUCUUCUGGGAAAAAAAAAGACUCCAAUAAAACUUUACUUUUCUUUGAUGCAACCAAAAAGCCUUGUCUGCAAGUA
Molecule: messenger RNA, 2322 nt
Organism: Dromaius novaehollandiae (emu)
Lineage: Eukaryota; Metazoa; Chordata; Aves; Casuariiformes; Dromaiidae
Product: keratin, type I cytoskeletal 13-like
Exons: 9
Coding region: 52-2019 (655 amino acids)
Biological process (GO): epithelial cell differentiation; intermediate filament organization
Cellular component (GO): keratin filament; cytoskeleton
Molecular function (GO): structural molecule activity
Source: RefSeq, a predicted model, not a curated record